Neurospora tetrasperma FGSC 2508 is the source of this 630-nucleotide messenger RNA. RefSeq lists its product as uncharacterized. Bases 1 to 630 code for a protein of 209 amino acids. The transcript is spliced from 2 exons. Lineage: Eukaryota; Fungi; Ascomycota; Sordariomycetes; Sordariales; Sordariaceae. The record is from RefSeq and is a predicted model, not a curated record.
AUGGCUGCAGAAUUGAGAACUUCCAAUGCCAACACUGAGGCUGCGCCAUCGGGAUUAACGACUGUCGACAUUGACCCUGAAGGUGAUCUCCUAAUAGACGCAAAUUCUUGCAGGUUUCGCGUCUGCUCCAAUGCCCUUCGUCGACAGUCGCCAGUCUGGCAACAGAUGUUGUUUGGUCCGUGGAAGGAAGCCAAACCCACGGACGGAUCCGCAUGGAUUGUCGAGUUUCCCGAUGACCCUGCCUACCCAUUGCGCAUCAUCCUUUUCAUCAUACACGGAAAAUUCGAACUUGUCCCGCCUCAUCCACUUGUCAUCAGUAUCUACAAUAUUUUGAUCUUAGCUCAGAAGUACGACAUGAUCGGCAUUGCGAGGCCAUGGUGUUCACAGUGGCUAAAAGCCGCUAGCGAAUUCAACCUUCCAGCGGCAGAUGUGGUUAGGUCCUUGUACAUCGCAUGGGAAUUAGGCGAUGAACACCUCUUCGCUUUGAGACUUGAAGAGAUCUCCGUACAGGCUCGAAUCGACUCAGAGUACCGCUUAGUAUAUGGCGAAGAUAUUAUCCUUGAAGAUGAAAUUCAUCUUGGCCCGUACGAUGUACUGGACUAUUUUCGAUAUACGUAUGGCUUUGCUUGA